Suillus subaureus is the source of this 632-nucleotide messenger RNA. RefSeq lists its product as uncharacterized. Gene Ontology annotation, cellular component: mitochondrial large ribosomal subunit. Lineage: Eukaryota; Fungi; Basidiomycota; Agaricomycetes; Boletales; Suillaceae. The record is from RefSeq and is a predicted model, not a curated record. The transcript is spliced from 2 exons. Gene Ontology annotation, biological process: mitochondrial translation. Gene Ontology annotation, molecular function: structural constituent of ribosome. The coding region runs from base 22 to 492 and encodes 156 amino acids.
AGUUAUUAUUAAUUCUUGGUCAUGUAUCGCAAACCAACCAUGUCUUUACUCUGCAAACGUCCCUCUGCAGGGCUCUUGUCACCAUCACCGCUGAAAAGAAGUGUAUCUACUUCUCCGUACGGUCGCUCCCAUGUUUUCAAGCAACGUCUACCCAAAUUACCCAACCCAGUAGUUCCUCAUUUCCCUCAGCGUGUCGUUCGUGCGGACGGCUCAUCGUACAUGCAAUGGACCACAUCACCGCGUUCACGAAUAACCUUGACGCGCGAUACAACAAAUAACCCUCUUUGGAACGCUACCCAGCGUCUGAGCGGAGCAGUCGGGGAGGGAGGCAUAGAAGAUGAAGAGCAGGAGGGCACUGGUCGUUUGGGACGCUUCAGAAGAAGGUUUGGGCAGGAAGUCGGUGCGGGAGAGUGGACCGAACUUCAAGAGGGUAUUGAGGCUGAAGUAGAACCUCCGCUGAGCAAAAAGCAAAAGGCUGCCCCAAAGAAAUGAGUGCGUCGGUGCCUCGUCUCUUCGGCCCUUGUCAAAGCUCCUCGCAUCGGACUGUGUUGCAAGCCUACUUUGGUUGGCGCUUGUCAUUUUAUCGCUGAGACGCACAUUCACACCUUAUCAAGCGAAUUUAACUAUGUUUC